AUGGAUGAGACGCUUCCGGACGGUCGGGUGAAUCGAUUCACGACGAAGGAGAGCGGAGAGCGACGGCGGGAGCGGGCGGUGAUUGGAUUCUGGCAGACGUUCGCGGAGCGAGCGAGCGAGGCGCGAAGGAAGCACUUCGACGGACGGCGGACGACGGAUGGGAAGGCGAAGGCGAAGGGACGGUGA
Messenger RNA from Ostreococcus tauri, 186 nucleotides. Its product is annotated as unnamed product. The coding region runs from base 1 to 186 and encodes 61 amino acids. The record is from RefSeq and is a predicted model, not a curated record. The transcript has a single exon. Lineage: Eukaryota; Viridiplantae; Chlorophyta; Mamiellophyceae; Mamiellales; Bathycoccaceae.